AUGAGUAAUAAAAAUGAUAGUCCAAAUAACAGAAAAGCUACGCCGCCAACUAAAGGCAAGAUCCGUAAUCCUUUCGAUAAAGUGUUAAUUGAGAAAUUGCAUAAACCCAUAUGCAGUCCAGGUAUGUGUAAAAUUUACAAAAAAAAGAACAGAGGUUCUUUUCGAUGGGAUAUAGAUCAAGCCUGUGUUUUGGUGCCAGCGGAUAUUGUUGCUUGCAAUAGUCAGUUCGAACCGUCACCCGAUGUAGCACUGGAAAAGAUCGCUGAGGAGGCUAACGAAAAAUUUUUUUCCCAAGAAAUGGUCAUGCCAAGCCCUAUGGAGACAUCUAAGAAAGUGAUACCUCUUCAAACAUCCCUUGAGACAAGCAUCCAAAUCAACACUUCAAUAAAGGAAUCCAUAGUUACUAGAGAUGUUUCAGCUCAAACCAUACUUACAUUACCACCUAAACUGCCACCAGAAUUAGAAAAUUUAUUGAAAACAUAUUACACAUAUACUCAGGAUCAAAGUCAGAAUAUAUUUGAUGAGUAUGAGGUGACAGCAAAUGGUUCUUUAAGAAGGAAGUUGUUUUUCGAGGAGCGUGAUAUAGAAAAUAGUGAUCAUUAUGAUUCCGAGCAAACUGAUGACGAGAUUCAUGUAGAGGCUCGUCCUUCAUCCAGCUAUGAAGCUCACACACCGGUCACAAUUAGCCCAAAUUUAAGUUGUAACCAAGCAUUGAAAGGGAUGAAGAGGACAUUCGGCACGCCUCUAUGUAAGGGUCAGAACAAACCGUCUUACCGCAACAAGAUAUUGGAUGUUGUGGAUUUCUGUUUAAGUCCCAUAGAAUUCCGUACUCCAAAGCGUUGUGUAACGACGUCCUCACUGGCAUCUGUAUCACCCAUACCGAAGACUCUUUCGAGUGAUGACGAGAAGAACAAUUUCACGUCACCCGAAUCAGAAGCUAUGGCGACUUGUCUCAGCUGUAUUGAAUCUGAAACGGAAAUCGAUAGGAAGUCGAAUUGUUUCUGUAUAACUCCAACAAAGAUAAUACUCAAACGAAGCACCUCAUUGAAAGACUCGCCUCAUAGGAAUAGAAAGGGUUCCUUAUCAGAGAAACGAAGUCUUAGUAUGUCAAGUCUGAAUAGAAGUCGCUCGGUGCAAAAACUAGACUUCAGUAUGGACAUGAGUAUCGAUGGUUCCGUACAUGAUAAAUCUCAAGAGAGUUCACCAAAGACUAAAGCGUCAUGGUCUAUAGUAGAAGAUUCAAACUUUAAUUAUACCAAGGCAACACAUAAGGAGUCACACGAAGUACAGUCUUCCACUAAGUUAUUUAGCGUUAAUUUGUUAGAUGAUACUCCCAUAAAGGGUAAACAUAAGACUAGUGUUCUAACACACGAAAUUAGCAAAAUACGGGGACAAGUAAUGCUCAGUCCCUUGCAUAUGUCUCUAGAUAAUAGUUUAGAUAAUUUCGACAUUCCGCUCAGUAUGGAGGAAAAGAAAAUCGAUUUCAACACGGUCGAUCUGAAGCUUCUUACUGAAAAUUCACAAUUCGAUAGUAAUAGAACAGAGAGUUCAAUAUUCAAGAGAGUCGAUAGUGGAUUCAAUGAAAACACGUUUUAUACUAACGCUUCCAGUUACUAUGAAAGUGCCAUAAAGCCUUCAGAAUUGACGAUCACCAAACAAAAUCAGGUUUUAAAGGAAAUAUCUAAUGUUAAUUGGAUGAGGGUAGACAGUGGUUUCAAUGACACAGAUAGUAUGCAGUUAUAUGAUACUAAGAAGAAUUCACGUUACCACGCAGCGAGAUUACAGGAAAAGGAGAAUGUUGAUGAAUUCGAUCGUUUAAACAAAAACGACCCGAUGUCUAUGUCAGAUUUCAUAACAGAAGAUAUAACUUUCAAUUGUAAUUUUUCCUCAACACCGUCAAAAACAAAGAGCCGUAAAGUCAAUUCGUAG
Molecule: messenger RNA, 1929 nt
Organism: Danaus chrysippus (African queen)
Lineage: Eukaryota; Metazoa; Arthropoda; Insecta; Lepidoptera; Nymphalidae
Source: the annotation of a GenBank genome assembly